UUCUCCCUUCAUAAAACAAAGCCCACCAAACUUUCAGCCCAAAAAAAAGAAAAUAAAAAAUUUACAACGUUUCCUUUCACGCAACUUUUAUUUUCUCUCUCAAACUCUCCAAAUUUAUCAACAAAAUUUCGGUGUGAUCAAUUUAUCUGUUGAAUUUUUUAUCAUCUGUUAAUAUCUUUCUUUAUUUAGGUGUAUAAAAAUCAUAAUCUAUAUUAUUUGAUUGUAAUAAGUAUAUAAUUAGAAAGUGAUUUUUAAAAAAAGUUGGUUAAAAAAAUUAGUAGUUGAAUGUAUGGCGUCGAUGUCAGAUACCAAGGAAUCAUCGUCGGAAAAUAUGGCGGUUUCCGGCGUUGCGAUGAGUUUUCCGAUCAAUGAUUGUUCUUCUUCUCCGACUUCUCCGGCGAAACUUCCUCGGAGACUUCGUCGCCGACUUUCUGAGUGUCGGAAUACUCCGACUGCUGAAGAAAUCGACGCUAAACUUAAAGAAGCCGAUCUUCGUCGUCAGCAAUUCCAUGAGUUUUUGUCAAGCAAAGCAAGGCCGAAGCAGAGGAGCCCAUCAUGGUCAUCUUCACAAGAAUUGGAUCUUGGUCAGAGACUUGAAGCUAAGCUUAAUGCAGCCGAGCGGAAAAGGUUGAGCAUUCUUUCAAAGGCUCAGAUGCGCUUGGCUAGGUUGGAUGAGUUACGACAAGCAGCUAAAAGUGAGGUGAAAAUGCGUGUUGAGAAAGAACGUGAUGAAUUGGGUAUGAAAGUGGAAUCACGGGUUCAGCAAGCAGAGGCAAACAGAAUGCUUAUCCAGAAAUCUCGUAGGCAGCGGAGAGCUGCAAGAAAAGAGCGGACUGCUCAAUCAUUAAUGCGGAGGACGAUGCAGGAAAGUAAAUACAAGGAGUGUGUGCGUGCUGCUAUCCACCAUAAGCGUGCUGCUGCAGAGAGGAAGAGACUAGGAUUGCUGGAAGCUGAGAGGUCUAAGGCACAUGCAAGGUUGGUACGAGUACAGAGAGCAGCUAAUUCUGUUUACAGUCAGCGGGAAAUGGAGAGGAAAAAAAAGAGAGAACAACUGGAAGAUCGGCUGCAAAGGGCCAGAAGACAACGAGCUGAAAUUUUGGGGCUGAAAAAGAGUAUAACUGGUUCUCCUCGCAUAAAUUGUAAUGUCACAGAUGACCAGGCUUUAAAUCUUGCAAGAAAAUUAUCAAGGUGCUGGAGACGGUUUGUGAAAUUGAGAGGAACUACUUUUUCUUUAGCAAAAGCUUUUGAGGAUUUGAAUAUCAAUGUCAAAUUAGUCAAGACGAUGCCCUUCGAACAGCUUGCAGUUCUUAUUGAGUCAGAUACGACUUUAAAGGUUGUGAAAUCUUUGGUUGAUCGACUUGAAGUCUGUCUCAGGGUCCGACAGGGAAGUAGUGGUUCCUUUGGGUUGGAAAAUAUUGAUCACCUGCUGAAGCGUGUUAGCAGUCCAGUGCGCAGGCGUAAUGGAAGCCAUGCAUCCAGGACCAGGGGACAAAAGAGAGCUGUAUCUAGGGGAGAAGGAACUCAUGGCCCCAGUAAAUUGUCAAGAUAUGCUGUGAGGAUAGUUCUUUGUGCCUAUAUGAUACUGGGUCAUCCAGAUGCCGUUCUAAGUGGUAAAGGUGGGCAUGAAACAGCCCUUACUGAGGCUGCUGUGAAGUUUAUUCAGGAGUUUGAGUUAUUGAUCAGGAUAAUAUUAGAAGGUUCCUGUGUCAAAUCUACAUCAGGGGAAAAUCUUGCAAGUUUUAGGGCGCAGCUGGAGACAUUUGAUAAAGCAUGGUGCUCGUAUCUGUAUUGCUUUGUGGUAUGGAAGGUCAAGGAUGCCAGACUACUAGAGGAGGAUUUGGUGAGGGCUGCUUGCCAGAUGGAGCUAUCUAUGAUGCAUACCUGUAAGCUGACACCUGGGGGAGACAGUAGUGGUCUUACUCAUGACAUGAAGGCUAUUCAGAAGCAGGUGAUGGAAGAUCAGAUACUUCUUAAGGCAAAAGUGCAGGAUUUGGGUGGUGAUGCUGGCAUUGAACGCAUGGAGAAUGCUAUUUCUGAUGUGCGAUCCAAAUUCUUUGCAUCAAGGGAGUCUGGAAGUCCAUUUGCAUCCCCUGUAGCUCAUAUAUCAUCUCCUGGUUAUUCUAGUUCAUCAGACAGCUCACCAUCUUCAGUCUCUGGUGAAGCAAGCAGCAUGGCUGGUGGAAGUGCAAGACCAAGCGCUGCGGUACGGUCGUUGUUCAAGGAUGAUAAUACAACUGCAGGCCAAGCAGUGAUUUCAUCUGUACCAGAAGAACGCGGUGCAGAUGUCCAAUUAAGUGGUGACAAAGAGCCAGUCUCUGAGAAUGAACUCUUGGUAAAUGAGAUAGUCCAUGAACAUCGUCAUGGUUUUGCCGACAAGCUUUACAUGGAUGAUCAAGAUGACAGUGGUAUCAAGGCUCAAAUUAAAGAGGCGAUGGAGAAAGCAUUUUGGGAUGGCAUCAUGGAAUCUAUGCAGCAGGAGCUGCCUGACUUCAGCUGGGUUCUUAAACUCAUGACAGAAGUUAGGGAUGAACUGUGCGAAAUGUCUCCCAAUGCCUGGCGACAAGAGAUUUCUGAUACGAUCGAUAUAGAUAUCCUUUCACAGGUUUUAAGUUCUGGAACAUUGGACAUAACUUACCUGGGAAAAUUACUGGAGUAUGCACUGACAACUCUGCAAAAGUUAUCAGCCCCAGUAAAUGAUGAUGAGAGGAAGGCUGCUCACCUGAACAUGUUGAAAGAACUGAAUGAGGCCUCGCCGCAUUCUGGAGAUAAUACAAAAUCUUCUUUUGCCAUAUCAAUUGUCAAGGGUCUUCAUUUUGUCCUAAAUGAGAUUCAGAAACUGAAGAAAGAGAUAAGCAGAGCACGUAUCAGAAUUAUUGAGCCAAUGAUACAAGGGCCUGCUGGAUUGGACUAUUUACAAAAAGCUUUUUCAAAGCGAUAUGGAUCACCUUCUGAUGCUUCUAGUUCAUUACCAUUGACAUUGAGUUGGAUGACUUCAUCAAGCACUAAUUUGGAGCAGGAGUGGGAUGAAUACUUGGAUUCACUGUCAACGUUGCCAGAUAUCCAGGUGACAUCUCCUCAGGGGAUACCACCAACUACUCUUCGCACGGGGGGAAGUGUUUCAGUGUUGUCGAGGAUACGCUCAUUGGGACCCCCCACCACUGGUAAAGAGCAACCGGAGUGCAGAGGAGAUAGGACAGAUUUGUUUCUCAGGGUUGGUUUAUUGAAGUUAGUGAGUGAGAUUGAAGGUCUGGUACAAGAAUCUCUGCCUGAAACUUUGAAACUUAAUGUAUCUAGACUAAGAAAAGUUCAGUCUCAACUGCAGAAGAUCAUUGUUAUUUCCACAAGUAUGCUGGUUCUUCGACAAGCUCUUCUUAGUGAACACUUGGUAACUAACCCAUCAGACAUGGAGAACAUAAUCUCUCAAGCUGCCAAACAGCUUUCGGAGUUGCUCGACAAGGUUGAAGAUGUUGGUAUUGCUGAUAUUGUCAAAGCAAUUAUUGAGCUCCCAGAUGAUGUUAACCAUGUUAUCAACUUGGAAAAGCUGCGAGAAAAGAGGGGUGUGGUGGAGAACAUGCUCUCUAAGAGCUUGAAAUCUGGGGAUGCGAUCUUUUCGCAUGUUUCUCGAGCUGUUUACUUGGCUGUAAGAGCUGCCAUGUUUGGUGGCACCGGAAGCAAGGGUAGGCAAUUGGUGGAGAUGGCACUUCGGCGUGUGGGAUCUACUUUGCUCACUGAUAAGGUAGUAGAAAUUGCUGAAGUUCUUAUUGGUAUGGCAGUUGUGUCUGCCAGUGUACAUGGGCCAUGGUAUGAGCAGCUGCUGAAGAAUGUUUAACUUGUUAAGAAUAAAUCAUAGUGGGGGAGUGCUUUUUAAACAUAUCCCAAAAUUAUUGUAUAUAUUGUAAAUGUUAUUAUGUGUAGCAAGGAAUUAGGGUGUGGCGAUUUAGUUAUUCGAUUAAUGCUUAGUAAAUUAUGAUGUAAAUAACAUUUGGCAUUCUUAAUAAAUAUUGUUCCUGCUGUAACUUUUAUGCUCCUA
This is a messenger RNA of Chenopodium quinoa (quinoa), 4030 nucleotides long. RefSeq lists its product as uncharacterized. The record is from RefSeq and is a predicted model, not a curated record. Bases 290 to 3829 code for a protein of 1179 amino acids. Gene Ontology annotation, biological process: signal transduction. The transcript is spliced from 11 exons. NCBI's taxonomy places the organism in Eukaryota, Viridiplantae, Streptophyta, Magnoliopsida, Caryophyllales, Amaranthaceae.